Rotaria sordida is the source of this 1017-nucleotide messenger RNA. Lineage: Eukaryota; Metazoa; Rotifera; Eurotatoria; Philodinida; Philodinidae. The record is from the annotation of a GenBank genome assembly.
AUGCGUGAGAAAGUUGGAAAAAUUGUUGAUCAAGCACUUCGUCGAUGUAGAGAAAUGCCAGAUUAUCCUGCGUCACAACUUGAUGAAGAUGCUCGAGUGUGUUACGCUUCCCUACACAUGGAUUCACAUAAAUUAAUCGACCAAUUUCUCAAUUCAUGCAAACAAAAAUAUCCUAAGUCAAUCUAUUUUUUUGAACUGAGUACUGCAGUCAACGGUUGGUUAAAACGUUAUGACGCUGCCGUGUACAAUGCUAAUGCUGGUCUAGAACUAGAUCCAAUGAAUAGCAAUUUAUUAAUUGAUAAAGCCGUCGCAUGGCGUCUACUGGAGAGCCACAAUAAAGAAGCUGUUGAAGUGUACAAAUCGUUUUUGGCCAUUGCUCCCAAGGAUCAUCGCAUAGUGCCAGAUCCAUAUUAUUCGAUGGCCAUGUGUUAUCUUGCGCUUAAAACGCAUGACGGUCUAGACGUUGCCAAGAAAAUGUAUGAACAAGGUAAAGAGGCAGAAAAACUACAAUUACCAUGUUUCUUACCGUAUGAAUCCAGCAGUAAAAAGCUCCUUGAAUUUCUGCAUAAUGUUCCGAGUCUAAUAAGUACAAAAGCAGCACCAGAAGCAGCGGCUUCUGUUGUUAAUCACAAGGCACAUCUUACUGAUCCAUAUCGAAUAGAAGUCAUCAAACUUCAUCGUAAAUGGGAGGCGGACGUAAUCGAACACACUAAGAAAUCCAAUAUUUGUAUACCAGUCCAACAUCACGAACCUAAAUUUCGGCAACAAACAGCCAAGUCAUUAAUUGGCUUGAAAGCAAUUUCAUUAAGAGAAAUCAAUCCCACAAAAGAUCAUGUUUAUCAAGGAUAUGUUCUUUCGGUAAGUGACGGCAUAAUCCUAUUAUAUCUGGUAAAGACUUUUUUCAUUUUACAAUUAAAGUUAAUGAAUUCAAGCGGAACAAUCUAUUCACCAACAUUCCGAACAAAUCAUAGUAAUUGCUCUUAUAUUAAUCAAUAUAACUAUAUGUUAAAAGCUGAG